Nymphaea colorata (pocket water lily) is the source of this 1575-nucleotide messenger RNA. RefSeq lists its product as uncharacterized. The transcript has 2 exons. Lineage: Eukaryota; Viridiplantae; Streptophyta; Magnoliopsida; Nymphaeales; Nymphaeaceae. The record is from RefSeq and is a predicted model, not a curated record. Bases 894 to 1430 code for a protein of 178 amino acids.
CUUUUCCAACACCCGCCAUUACAGAAACCAGAAUGAGACAAAUACCGAGACAGAACGAAUAGCAAAGAGCAAAAGAGAGAAAUACGAGGGAGGGCUUAGUUGGGUAGAGAAAGAGAGAGAGGGAGGGAAGGACGGAGGGAGGUUGGGUUGGCUUAGAGGGGAAGAGAUACGGUGAGGGCGACGUAAAGCAUGUGACGACCGUUGUCUCCUUCUGGUUCGUGGAGACUCUCGUUUCCGGGGAAUGCUAAUUCUAUUGAUCCCCGGUUGGGUACCGUUCGUUUCGUCUUUGCGCUUGUAGGCAACAUUGGACUCAUUAUGAUAAUCAGUUGUCAGUAAGAAGGCAUUGGCUUCCUCAGUUUUUUAUGGAGAUCUGCUAGUUUUCAUUACUAGCAGAUCAGAAUCUAUUCUUCUCUAAAGUUAGAAUUUUCAGGGGUAUACAGAUCAUACUUUAAUUAAAUGGUCUUAAAAUUCUUCUUCUCUUUAUCCUUGAAUUUCUUUUUCCCGUCUCUGCUUGCUUGCUUUCUUAUUCUGAUGCUUUCUUGACCCAUCAUGAGCAGACAAACUGUACUGCAUUUAACUCAUUAAUCUUGUUCUCUGAAUUUGUGUCCACAGCCUUUUUGUUCAAGUUCAGCUUUGCAAGUCCAUAGACCGCCUUCUUCUUAUUCUUCUUAGUUGUUGAGGAAACCCUCCAAGAACCACUUUAUUGAUGAUAUGGACCUUUAGUUUAAACCCCCCCCCCAUAGUCAUGUUGUUUAUUUCGAAAUUCUGUUGGAACUGGUUCUAGCAGUAGGGAUGAAAAACUAGAGAGAGAGAGAGAGAGAGAGAGAGAAAGAAGAAGAAGAAGAAUAAGAUCCCUUUCUUGCGUUGUUAGGAUUUAUCCAUUGCUGGAGAAUAUGGUUGAUACAGUUGAGGCUACUGAGAAUGGUGUUGCUGCUCCUGUCAGAAUAGGGACAACAGGAACCAUUGGUUCUUUGAUGAUCAGAGAAUUAGAAUCCAUGAAAGUCGCACAGAAGACAGCUGAUCGUCCAAGGAAAAGCACACCGACUACUCCCGUCUCAGUUCUUUGUGGUAGCACUCCCAAGAAAGCGCCAGCAAAGAAAACACUGCCAACAGAACCUGGAACCAGCAGCAGCAGUAGCAGUGGAGGUUGCAACGGCGUAGCCGCCAAAAGCUCCCGAGCCUCUCAGAAAACCACAAGAAAUAACCAGCUUAAAACAGAACAUCAGAUACCUAUGCUGGAUUCUGAAAAUGGGAUCAUUGAUAAGCAGUGUUGCAGGAAAAUGACUGACAAGAAGACCUCAACUUCUGGUUCAGGAAGUUAUAUUGUGGAAGUGGUGGAUGUUAAAUGCGGCGGGACAGAUAAGAUUUGGUCAGGCCCGAUUACAAGUCUUAAGAAGCUUGGGUUCUCCAAGCUCUCUGAUACUUCCUAGAUGAUAGAAAGCAAAUGACAAGAAAGGAAAAGAGGGAGAGAGGUAGAGAGAGAGAAGAGCGCAUUUUUAUGAAGAAAUGCAAAGAAAAGCAAGAAUCUUGGAAUCAGGAUCGUCUGGUUUCUAACUUCAGACUUUUGUAAUCGAG